AUGAAUAUGAAUUUUUGCGAUUCACAAUCAGGUGUUGGAUAUUGUACGACUAGAAGUAAAUUUGUAGGAGUUUUUUGUCAACAAAGUGGAGAUGUAUUUAGUGAUUGUCUUUUUAGAAAUCGUAUCAAUUGUACUGAUAUUUACUCUGUUAAUCCGUCAUCAUGUAUUGCCAAGAGUAAAUGUAAUGAAGAGGCUAAAUGUUUAAACUUUUUUUGUAGUUCACCUUUAAUACCAUCCUCAUUUUGUAAACCAAAAGAAUGUAAUCUUUCAAUAUUUAAUCUCACUGUAGUUUAUUAUUCUUUUUCAACUUCCCCAUCGUUAACGAUUUCAUUUUAUAAUAUAAACUUAAUAAUAGCGAUAUUGUUAAUAAUAAAUAAUUUGUUAUACUAA
Dictyostelium discoideum AX4 is the source of this 390-nucleotide messenger RNA. RefSeq lists its product as hypothetical. The coding region runs from base 1 to 390 and encodes 129 amino acids. The transcript is spliced from 2 exons. NCBI's taxonomy places the organism in Eukaryota, Evosea, Eumycetozoa, Dictyosteliales, Dictyosteliaceae. The record is from RefSeq and is a predicted model, not a curated record.